AUGGAGACAACAGACCGCUCCGUUUACAACACCCAAGGCCCUGGGAUGAACUCCAGGAGCACACGGAGCAGCUUCCGCUUUUUCUCCCGCCAAAAACUCUCCACUCCGCCUGAUUUUUCCGAAACACCGCUCAGGCGAGCAAAGUCAGCGCAGGGCUUUUUCGCCGGCACAUUCAAGGCAACCCCAUUUUUCAAACGUGCCAGCGUUGUCCCGAACCAGGCUGACCGGAAUGUGUCUGAUGAUAACGGUGCUGUCUUCGCGGGCUCUGACUCGGAUCAUGAGAGUGACGUGCUUUCAACGUUUGCUCCCAUACAUCCUGCAGAGUCGCUGGCAGUUCAGUCAUCUGGUUCCCUUGGAGAGACUAAUGAUAGCCAUCAGCUUAGCGAGGAGACUCAAGAAGCAACCUUGGAGGAGAAGAAGGGCCUCCUCGACCCCACCCCAGGAUCAUCAACUCGAUCCGUCAUUUUGGUGUCUCGGAGACUGAAGAACUACUUCCGAAAAAACAGGAGUUUCUGGUCUCAUGAGAUUGCUGCCUCCUUCCUCGUUCAAUGUGCCUCCUCCGUUUUCCUGCAUGAAAUACAUGGAAAUAGCCCCUUUCUCUUGUCACCCUUUCUUCCUUCCCCAACAGGUUUUGUCGUUUAUUUACACCUAGCCUCAAAUCGACGAAAGGGAUAUGCUGACCAACCAUAG
Trichophyton verrucosum HKI 0517 is the source of this 690-nucleotide messenger RNA. RefSeq lists its product as uncharacterized. Bases 1 to 690 code for a protein of 229 amino acids. The record is from RefSeq and is a predicted model, not a curated record. The transcript has 2 exons. Lineage: Eukaryota; Fungi; Ascomycota; Eurotiomycetes; Onygenales; Arthrodermataceae.